GAUCCACUUGUUCUUUCUCCUGCCGUAAAACAAAGUGGAGUAAUAUAUAUAUAUAUAUAUAGGGGAGAGGGAGGGAGAGGGAGAGAGAGAGAGAGAGAGUAAAUUAAUGGAGAAGAUGGGUACGGCGGAACCCAACUUUGAACAGCUAUUCGAGGAGAAGAAGCGCGUCCGGAACCCCCUCGUUCCCGUCGGAGCACUUAUGACGGCAGGAGUUCUCACAGCUGGAUUAAUAAGUUUCAGACGAGGCAAUUCGCAGUUGGGGCAGGUGUUAAUGAGAGCUCGAGUGGUUGUCCAAGGGGCUACUGUGGCCCUUAUGGUUGGCACUGCCUUCUACUAUGGGGAUAACCCAUGGAAAAAACCAAGUUAGACCUUCUAUAGCAUGUAUGGUUUCUCGUUAGUGACAUAAGCUGUUCUUUUUCUACGCUGAUUUUAUUUAAUAAAAUCAUUCACAAUAUAUAUAUUCUCAUCGCUGGUGUCAGUCCUCCCAUAUGAUCCAGUUCCUAUUACUAUUAUUAUGUAAAACUGAUAUCAUUAGAGCAUUGAUGGAGUGAGAAUAUUUGUCUCAGAACUGAAAGAAUGGAUGAUAUUUACUUUGGACAAACAAUCUUAUUAAGAUUACAAAUAUAAUCCAUUUGUGUUUACAACCUGUUAUACUCUAA
This is a messenger RNA of Populus euphratica (Euphrates poplar), 659 nucleotides long. RefSeq names its product RING-H2 finger protein ATL48-like. Lineage: Eukaryota; Viridiplantae; Streptophyta; Magnoliopsida; Malpighiales; Salicaceae. Bases 107 to 367 code for a protein of 86 amino acids. The record is from RefSeq and is a predicted model, not a curated record. The transcript is spliced from 3 exons.